Messenger RNA from Cryptomeria japonica (Japanese cedar), 1689 nucleotides. RefSeq lists its product as uncharacterized. Bases 191 to 1429 code for a protein of 412 amino acids. NCBI's taxonomy places the organism in Eukaryota, Viridiplantae, Streptophyta, Pinopsida, Cupressales, Cupressaceae. The record is from RefSeq and is a predicted model, not a curated record. Gene Ontology annotation, molecular function: protein dimerization activity. The transcript is spliced from 3 exons.
AAUAAAUUCUUCUUUUGCAGGAAGAAUCCUCCAAGAGAGGCACCCCACUCUUUUUUGGACACCUUGUGCAGCACAUGUCCUUGACCUUCUUUUGGAGGACAUAGGAAAACUUGAGUGGGUGACUCCAGUUGUGGAAGAUGCAAGGAGGAUCACCAAAUAUAUCUACAAUCACCCUUGGGUCCUAAAUUUGAUGAGACAACACACGCAAGGGAAAGAUUUGGUGAGAGCUGGUGUCACAAGGUUUGCAACGAUUUUCUUGACGUUGCAAAGCAUUCUUGCUGCAUUGACUUCUUUGAAACAAAUGUUUGUGAGUGGAGAAUGGCUUAACUCACCUUAUUCAAAGAAGCCUGAAGGAGAGGCUGUCGCAUGCAUAGUCUUCGACAACCAAUUUGCACAAAGGGCUGCAGAGAUUGUGAAGGUGUCAGAGCCCUUGGUUCGAGUUCUUCGCUUGGUGGAUGGGGAUAAAACCCCAAUGGGAUAUCUUUAUGAGGCCAUGGAUAGGGCCAAAGAGUCUAUCAAAAAUUACUACAAGGGGGAUAGGCUCAAAUUUGAUCCCAUUUGGGAAAUUGUUGAUAGGAGGUGGAACAAUCAGCUCCACCAACCCAUUCAUGCAGCAGGGUACUUCCUCAACCCUCGUUUUAGGUUCGGGGGUUCUUACUCAGAUUCGAAUGGAGAAGUCAUGGAGGGCCUCAGUACAUGCAUUGAGAGGAUGGUACCUGAUGUUGAGGAGAGAGACCUCAUUGUGAGUGAGCUCCAAAAUUAUGAGGGAGGAAGGGGUAAGCUAUUCUCUUCAGAGCUGGCUAGGAGAGGAAGAACCACUCAAACCCCAGAUGCUUGGUGGCAAAAUUGGGGUGGAAACACCCCACAUCUCAAAAAAUUUGCCCUCAGAGUCUUAUGUCAGCCUUGCAGUUCAUCCAAUUGUGAGCGCAAUUGGAGCUUGUUUGAAGCAAUCCACACGAAGAAGAGGAGCAAGUUAGCGCAGAAACGGCUCAAUGACCUUGUCUACGUGCAAUAUAAUCUUCGAUUGCGCGUAAAGAAGGUAGAGGAACUAGAAGGUGGUCCAAUUGACUUGGAUGAUAUAGAUCCUUACAGUGAUUGGACAUCACAGGAGCAGCCUCCAUUGUUUUCCGACACUGACAUCACUAAUUUGGAGAGGCAGGCUAUGGAGGAGGGGGGUGGAUUUGGUUUCAGGCUGGAUGACAUUGAGGAGGAUGAGGAUGAGGAUGAGGAUGAGGAUUCAUUGCCAGUGCCAGAGGCAGGUGGAGACAUAGCUUCAUCCAGGAUGGAGGAUGAGUCUCAAUCAACCAUACCGAGCGAGGAGGCACAGUCACGCCCAGUCCCGCAGCAGACUUAUACGACUAGACAGUCUAGACCCUCUAGUUCUACCUCUCCCCAUGUUUUUGCUAGAGCUGGGAAGAGGAAGUUGUAAUUGUAAUUUGUGAUGAUGUAUUUACUUUUGGUUUUACAAAAACUAUUUAGUAAUUUACUAUUUUGCUUCAGGCUUCCAGCCAUCAGCAUUCCUCAUGAGGAUGCGAUUUUGUAGACACUUUGCAUUUAAAUAUAUCUAGAAUCAGCUUGUUUCUUUUGUGUUAUCAUUUAUUGACUCUUUGGAUGCAUCUUCUCAUUAAAAAUUGCAAAAAAAAUGCGUUUUUUACUAAGUUUAAGCGUGUUUUUAAGUUGCCGAGUUUU